Molecule: messenger RNA, 1114 nt
Organism: Carassius auratus (goldfish)
Lineage: Eukaryota; Metazoa; Chordata; Actinopteri; Cypriniformes; Cyprinidae
Product: chemokine-like receptor 1
Exons: 2
Coding region: 110-1090 (326 amino acids)
Biological process (GO): positive regulation of cytosolic calcium ion concentration; complement receptor mediated signaling pathway; inflammatory response
Cellular component (GO): plasma membrane
Molecular function (GO): complement receptor activity; G protein-coupled receptor activity
Source: RefSeq, a predicted model, not a curated record
CACAGCUUAUGUUCUGUCUCGUCUCUUCUCGUGUGAACUGAAAAAUAAUUUGUCUCUGGAAUCUUAUCACGUCGCGUCUGGUUAGGACACGGUGUAAAGACUUUACAAAAUGUCUGGAGAAGACAAUUACACAGACUAUGAUACUAUCAUUGCAGAAAUUGAAAGCAGGGAGAAGGCAACCAAACAGUACCAACAUGUGAUCAGGAUGAUUUACUUGAUUACAUAUUCUGUUGUCUUGAUCCUCGGUGUCACCCUUAACUUCAUCGUCAUUAUCAUCAGCUGCCUGAAAAACAAGAAAUCGCCAUCAGUUUCCUCUUGGAUUACGGCGUUGGCUUUAACACACUUAGUCUCCAGUGCAUUUAUUGUUUAUCAGCUCCUGUAUGCUUACAAUAACUUUGAUUGGAAUUAUGGAAACGCAAGCUGCAAGCUGUCAUCCUAUAUCACCUAUGGCAGUAUGUUCUCCACAGCAGCCAUGCUGAGUCUCUGGAGCAUUAGUUCUGCUUGUUUAAAAAUUGACUGCUUGAAUCUUUGCAAGAACUGUAACAUCAUUCUGAUUUCAUUAUCCUUGGCUAUUGCAGCAAUCUUGGCAUGUCCUUCACUGUAUUCCAGAGAGGUCCGAUCUUCUCAGUGCAUUGAUGAUUAUGACACGGACGAAUUGAAAACUACUCAAGAGGGCAUUGCCAGGCUGAAGGCAGUCGUUAUCAUGAGAUUUCUCAUUGGGCUUCUUGCGCCAGCUUUGGUAAUGUUUCUCAGCUGUUUGACAUCAGCUCAUAGAAAUUGUAAAGACUGCAAGGAGCAGGCACAGAUCAUCUGUGCUAUAAAGAUUGCCUUUUUUGUGUUCUGGGGCCCUCAGAUCUUCUUAACCAUGCUUCAAGCCACUGUUACCAACAGCCUGGAUCCAAUUAUGUUGAAAUAUGGACUUCCAGUAGCUACUGCACUAGCCACAGCCCACUCUUUAAUCAGCCCGGUCAUCUAUUUGUUAUUCGGAUUUAGUUUUAAAAUGAAGUGGAUGGAACAUGACUCAGAUCAGUGCGAAACUGUGCUUGAUCGAGGGAGACCACUGUUGCCUUGCACCAAUAGCCCCAAAUAAGCCAGGAGGACUGUCUGUGUGGAG